Molecule: messenger RNA, 1971 nt
Organism: Sabethes cyaneus
Lineage: Eukaryota; Metazoa; Arthropoda; Insecta; Diptera; Culicidae
Product: serine proteinase stubble-like
Exons: 7
Coding region: 1-1971 (656 amino acids)
Biological process (GO): proteolysis
Molecular function (GO): serine-type endopeptidase activity
Source: RefSeq, a predicted model, not a curated record
AUGGACACUAUUGCUACUCACACCCACCGUCAGAAAACCAGUGCGGAUGAACCGCAUAAACUGCAAUACCAACAGCGACAGCAGUACUGGACCUGCGAAAUGACUAAAUUCCCUAUUACAACCGCUCUACUCAUUGCACUUGCAGCAAAAUCGUACCAAAAAUCAUCUCCCUGUCCUUCGGUAUUCAGCUACGAUGAACAGGAAGACUCGACCGAUACAUGGUACGGGACGCUUCGACUCAAAACGAACGUGCCACUGCACGGCAUUUUUAUUGACGUGAUUUUCGACGGGCUUGUAUUGGUGUUUGCAGCAUACUUCAAAGACGUUACGACAAAGGAUAAUUUACAUUUCCAUAUUGAAGAUAAAUCAUAUAGGCUGAAUGCCGGUGAAACACUAAUAUUGAAAUUUUACGUUAAACAUCCCGACUACGGUAGGGUUCCGUUAUUGCGUCAAGUACGUUUCAAUGGACAAAACGUUUGCGUAGAUAUUCCAACUUUAAAACCGUCGAACAUUCCGUAUCGUGGAGAUACGUACGAUCGACCGGUUGUAUAUCCGGACGACACUGUUAGGCGUAAACCUACAUCAACUUCCACCACUGAUAACAAGCAUGACAGUACCCGAGAACAUUCUGUACAACCAAUUAACUCCGUUCUUCCUCAUAAUUCUGAGAUCUUAGAUACUAACUCACAUUCUUCUACUAUCUUUGCUGACAACUCAUCUAAUCCUUCUGGCUCUCUUUAUUUAAAAGCCAAUUCGGUUGUAAAUCAUCCGGAAUCUCAGAAAAAUCCCGUUAGUCUAGUAUCAAGCGCAUCAUCGCACGAAACGAGUGCCAACAGGAGGCGUCCUUACCCGGAGAAGCACGACAGUUACGACCCGAUCCAAGAUCCCACUAUUUGGAGAAAGCCGCCCGACAACUUGUCGCAUUCUACUUCCACUUCGAGAACAGCUAGACAACCGGCUUACAGCUACGAAGAUUCGAACAGCAAUGUUUUGGCUACAAGCAGCCGUAAACCAGUCCGUGGAGAUAAAGACUACCGAACAACUACCGAAGCUGUACCGUACUUUCGAGGAGACUCCACACGUACAACCAAAACAACCACCAAGGCAUCUUAUUUUCAGGGAGACUACGCCUUCCUUCAGAACGUCGAAACUUCCACGCACUACAUCAACUCGUACGACGAAAACAUUUGCGGCACUGUAGUACCGAAAGCGAAUCCUCUCGUAACGCACGGAACAUCGACGCGGAGCGCACAGUUUCCCUGGCAUGGCGCCCUGUAUCGAUCAUCCGUUACCGAACUGAAGUAUCUCUGUGGAGCAACUUUGAUCGCUACUCGAUUCGCUCUAACUGCAGCCCAUUGUGUAACCUUGGAACGAAGCCGACGACCGGUGGAGUCCUCCAGCUUGCUGCUUUACUUAGGGAAAACUAACCUCAAAAGAUGGACCGGACCAGAGCAGGACGCCAAAAUCGAACAGGUUCUGGUUCAUAACGAUUACAACUACGAACGUUUCUUCGCCGAUAUCGCUCUGUUGAGGCUGAAGGAUGACGUGAAAUUUAAUCACUUGGUGCGGCCGGCUUGUUUGUGGAACUUUGACGAGGAUUACAAGAUACUGAUCAACAAGGUGGGGUACGUUCCGGGCUGGGGUUACAAUGAGCGGGGGCUGGUUAGUGAGGAUCUAUCCUACGCGCAGAUGCCGGUGGUGGCUCAUGAAACGUGCAUCUGGUCCAAUCGGGAUUUUUUCAGUAAAGUUACCUCCAAUACUUCGUUUUGUGCUGGAUUUAGGAAUGGAACUUCCGUUUGUAAUGGAGAUAGUGGUGGAGGGAUGGUUUUCAAGCAAAGCAAUCGAUGGUUCCUGAGGGGAAUCGUUUCGGUUAGUGCCGCCUUGCAGAAUAAAAUCAGCUGUGACCCCAAUCAUUAUGCAGUCUUUACCGAUGUUGCAAAGUUUCUGUCCUGGAUCAAGAGCUAUAUGUAA